Phlebotomus argentipes is the source of this 5591-nucleotide messenger RNA. RefSeq lists its product as uncharacterized. The transcript is spliced from 12 exons. Gene Ontology annotation, molecular function: protein binding. NCBI's taxonomy places the organism in Eukaryota, Metazoa, Arthropoda, Insecta, Diptera, Psychodidae. Gene Ontology annotation, biological process: chemical synaptic transmission. The record is from RefSeq and is a predicted model, not a curated record. Gene Ontology annotation, cellular component: plasma membrane; dendritic spine; cytoplasm. The coding region runs from base 432 to 4421 and encodes 1329 amino acids.
CACGAAGGAGGGUAUAUUGUCACGCAGUGUUAGUGAAAAGGAAGUCCUCCUUUGCCCUGAGAUUCACUCAUUUGCGCGAAAAGUCCACCUUUUCGUGGCUGUUGCAACCGCUGGUCGGGCAAUCGGGCAAGUUUGGGCUCCAGUGCAGCUGGUGGCAUUGGUCUGAAGAUCUGUACUAGUGACCAGAGAGUGCAGUGAUGUGAAAAUAGUGUACGUGCUGCUGAAAAAUCGAACAAGCACGUCCAUUAAGUGUGAAAAUUCACCUCAGCCGCGACCAGAGGAUAUGGACUCACCCUCAGGACGGGCCAUUCAGUGUCUGUGACUGAGACCCUGCCAGGGUCCUCUUGUGCCCAAGUGGGGGCGCCAAGAAUAAAGAGACUCACAAGCAGCAUUCACCCGCCCCAGAGACAUCUUCCAGCCCAUUUGCAGCAAUGGUGAGCACAACAAUCAGCCUCGUUGACACCAAAACACCCACGACGGCGAGCCACGGUGGCAGGGCGCCGGCCGCCGAAACGACCGCUGGCGCCGCCGGAGGGGCCCUCCUGACCGAGCAGAUCUCCAUGCUCUUCCCCAAGUGUCGUCCGCGAAACGAUGUCAAUUUGAAUCCGGUCAAUCACGCCCCGGCGUCGCCGCCGUCUUCAUCGCUCUCGUCCAACUCCUCGUCGGUUCGCAUCCCCCUGGCCAAGUCCUCCUCCGUGGCGACCAACCCCUUCCUCAGCGCCACGCACGACGCCCCAGGACUGUCCGGACGACCCGACAGAUUCAGCAACUACUACUACGGUAGUAAUAGUCAAGCUUCGGUGGAGUAUGGCUCAAACUACUCACAGAACUCCACUGAGAUGAUGUCGAAGCACUUUCAGAAGCAUCUCAACCACGUGCAACGCUCGGCGUCGUACCAUCAGAACCCCUUUCUCAAGGAUUCCGAGCUAGGGUUUUGGGAUUUGAGGGCCAGGACGCCCAACACGACGCCCGUGAGCACGGUCUUGAACUCGCCAGAAGUGACGGAUGCCGAGGGUGGACUCGGUGGUCUGGAGAGGCGGUCGCUGUCGCAUCAUGCGAAGCCGCAGCAUCACAUUCGUGUGGGCAGGAGUCCAGUGAGUCAUGGCGAAGGGUAUUCAUUUGCGGAGUCAAUAGGUGGCCAGGCAGCCUCUGCGGCAGCGUCCGGGCGGAGUGUGGCUGUGGUGACGGACGGCGAGGUGGUGGUGUUCGAUGACAUAGGGGACACUUGGCAGAAUUUGCGCAUAACAACGGAAUCGGAGAUGCCGGAACACAAGACCAUUCAGGAGGAGAACGAUGAGGAGGAGGAGGACGAUGACGAGGAGGAGACAGUGGAUAUUUUUGAGCACAGUCGCAGGGAGCAAAUAAAUCACAAGAUGAGCAACCAUUUGGAAGCCACCACCACGAGAUAUGUGUCGAGUGGAAAAAAUGUCUCCGGCAUUAUUGAGUACGAUGGCUCUCCGAGGCGAUUUGGCCAUUUAGCCACGUCAAGUGCCAUCAAUCAGUACUACGACGACGCGCCCAUCGCCUCGGGCCAGAGCUACGGAUCGACCAAGCUGAAACCGCGACCGGGUUUCCCUCAGAGAGUCAUGCCGGCGCCCAAGGAAACCACCAUGACCACACUUGAGCUAUCUCAGAGCCUGGAUCAGUCGCCCAGCGAGAAUAUAGAAGUGCAAACACACUCUGACUUCACCCUGACUGAGCCCAAGCUCUCCACCUUUGACUACCUGUAUGAGUUCUCAGAGACCAGGAAAGUUCUCGAGGAGUUCUUCAAGUGUCCCAUCGCUGAGGACGACAAAACACUGGAAAAGUUGAGCGAUUUCAACGGAAGCGACGCCGACAGCACGGACAUUCACUAUGAGUUUCGUGGGAGUGGCAAUCAGGAGUGCGAGAAGGACAUUGAGCAGCACCCAACUUACGGCCUGGCCGAGGCGAUGGUGAGCAAAUCGCCCACGGAGAACAUCACACCGACCAGCCCAGUUAAGCAGAACGGCUUUGCGAGCAUCCCAGUGGAGGGCCAUCGAGAAAUCAAUGAGUAUGACGUGUAUCUGGAUUCGGCGAGUCGCAGCAGCGGCGAAUUGGGUGACACAGAAAUCAAGCCCAACUCCACGCCACAGAGGCACUCGCGCUGCUUCAGAUACUCACCAGAAACCACAGACUAUGACUCCAACUGUGGCGAUCUCGACAGUCUCUCUGGGGACUUCAACAGCACGACCAAUUAUCCCGCGUUCGCGCGCCACUACACAUCAAUGCCAGUGCUUGAAGAUGGAUUGUCCAGUGGCCACGCUUCGGACACGGAAAACAACAAUCCCACUAUAUCCGUCCUGAUGGACAAGAAGGCCACAGAGACAGUGAUUGAACCUCAGAGUCAGCUCAGGGCUCAGAGCAUUAUAGAUAGUCCCAUCAAGAGGUCCCCUAUUAUGCAGAAAAUAGAUGAAUUCCUUCUGAACACCAACAAUGCUGUGGGGAGUGAGCCAAAGAUGCCGGAACCUGCAGGGAUGCCAGUCCACAAUCUUGGUACAAACACCAUCUUUAAGAAUACCGACCCAGAACUGGAGUCUCUGUAUUCAAUAAAUAUGGUUCAGAUGACUCCUCCACCUCCGGCUCCAGCUCCACAUAGGAAGGCUUCAGUUGCUGGAUUGGAUGCGAACGUUCCGGAUAUUCAAGCUGCCUUAAAAGAUAUUCGCUCAACACUGAAGCGUACCAAAACCUUCCCGACGCAGCAAGACAACCAUCUUUUAUCUGAAAACGUUGCAUCUCCACUCUCUACAUCUCCCGUCUGGAUUCCUAGCUAUAGGUGUCGGGAAAACAUCCCUGAGAGCACUGAGCUCGAUGCAUUGCAUGAGAAGAGUGUGAGUGGGGAGGAAGAAGAGUUGGAUACAGACCUGGAAACUGAUAGGCUCCUUGGACACCAGAGAGUGGAUGACCAAGGCUUCUAUGAUGAGAACAGCAAGUGGACUGAACGGAAGAAUCGCUUCUCAGCAUCGACUCUGUCCAAAUUGUCCCCAAAAGUGCCCAAGAGCAAUUCCACUUCGUUGCUUCGACAGGGUUUAAACUCUCUUCUUCCGUCCACUCCAGAAAUCACAUCCGCAGUAUCCAAUCUCAAGUCGCCCAACAACAAUCUCGUGGAUCUCGUGGGAGGAAAUAGCAAUCUGUCUCCUCAAAGCGGAGGAAUCCAGAGUGUUUCAUCACCCGAACACAAUGACAACGGUGGCGGUGGAGAUAAGCAUCACGAUUUGAUAAAUGAGAGUCCAAGCGGGUCGAAUGCAUCCACUAAGGAUGGAGACAAGAAGAAGAAGAGCAAAAACAAGGAGGUCCUGAUCGAGGGAGUUCUGUUCAGGGCCCGAUAUUUGGGAUCCACUCAGCUGGUCUGCGAGGGUCAACCGACCAAAUCAACAAGAAUGAUGCAAGCUGAAGAAGCGGUAUCUAGGAUUAAGGCUUUGGCACCAGACGGCGAGAAUCAGCCCAGCACUGAAGUGGACCUGUUCAUCUCGACGGAGAAGAUCAUGGUGCUGAACACGGACCUCAAGGAGAUCAUGAUGGACCACGCGCUGCGCACGAUCUCGUACAUCGCGGACAUCGGCGACCUGGUGGUGCUGAUGGCGCGCCGGCGCUUCGUGCCGCAGGACGUGGACGACGGGCCGAAGCCCAACCGGACGCCCAAGAUGAUCUGCCACGUGUUCGAGAGCGACGAGGCGCAGUUCAUCGCGCAGUCCAUCGGCCAGGCCUUCCAGGUGGCCUACAUGGAGUUCCUGAAGGCCAACGGCAUCGAGGACCACAGCUUCGUGAAGGAGAUGGACUACCAGGAGGUGCUCAACAGCCAGGAGAUCUUCGGCGACGAGCUGGAGAUCUUCGCCAAGAAGGAACUGCAGAAGGAGGUGGUGGUGCCGAAGGCCAAGGGCGAGAUUCUGGGCGUGGUGAUCGUGGAGUCCGGCUGGGGCUCCAUGCUGCCCACCGUCGUCAUCGCCAACCUGCUCUCCUCGGGCGCCGCGGCGCGCUGCGGACAGCUCAACAUCGGCGACCAGAUCAUCGCCAUCAACGGACUCAGCCUCGUCGGUUUGCCACUCUCCACGUGCCAGACGUAUAUCAAGAACACCAAAACGCAGACGGUGGUUAAGUUCACCGUCGUUCCUUGUCCUCCAGUCGUAGAGGUGAAGAUCAAGCGACCAAAUACCAAGUAUCAGCUAGGAUUUAGUGUUCAGAAUGGAGUGAUCUGCUCAUUGCUGAGAGGCGGAAUCGCGGAGCGGGGCGGCGUCCGAGUGGGCCACAGGAUAAUCGAGAUCAACAACCAGAGCGUCGUGGCGGUUCCUCACGAGAAGAUCGUCAAUCUGUUGGCCACUUCCGUUGGAGAGAUCCUCAUGAAGACAAUGCCGACGUCGAUGUUCAGACUGCUGACCGGACAGGAGAAUCCCAUUUAUAUUUAAGCUAGCAUCAAGGAGAUAAUGAAUCAAGCUUCAAGACAGUUAAGUUCUAAGGAAAAUGUGUUUAGGAAUUAAUGAGAAGCAGCAGAGAGCCCUUAUUUGAAGUUCCCGUCUGAUUUGCCCGAGUAGUGAAUUGAUAAAUCCAAUCCAUAGUGCACUGUUAAACUAACCUCGCAGGUUAAUGGUUGAUUUUCUCACCUACAUAACAUACAUAUAACGAGGGAAAGCUGAAGGAAUUAAAGAAGGAUAAAGUGAUCUGGCCUUGCUGGGGUGUGUCUUAUCAACUCGGUUAACUUAGCGAUUGUAUUCUAGUGGAUGGAACUCAUGGACAAAAUCACACAGAAUAGUUGAGAGAUGAGAUUAUAUUUAAGAAGAGGAAAAUCUAAAUAGAGAAAAUAUUUUAUUGAUGAGAUUACCAACAGGUGAAGAUAUUUAAUGGAAAGUUUAUCACACAAACAGAGAGAAAAAAAAUCACACCACACAAUACACAAAACUCUAAAUAUUUCCCAUAACAACAUAUCAGACGCUUUCAAUCAUCUUUGAUGUCUAUUUUUGCCAAUGAAAGUUCGAAGAUGAAAUUCCUUUAUUUGUCCUCUGCAUCAGCAAUUUCCACUCAAUUGAAAGUGCGCGAACUCGAGGAAAAACGUUAAAUCUUGCUCAGUCUGAAGGUUGUUUCUGACGAUUUUGUCUAAUUGAUAUUAAAAGCUUUGGGAGAAGGAAACGAGCGAAGUAACAUGAAAUUGUAAAGAAAUAAUGGUGUAUUUGAAAAAAAAACUCUUGCUGUCUGUAUUCUCUCUAUUCUAUAAAUUAAUCCCCUAAAAUGGAUUGUCAUUAAUUUAAUCUGAGUUUUCAAUACUGCUUGGCCGAUGAUACAGUGGAAAAAUGUAUUAAGAAAGUGUAAUCUAACACAUUUUAUUCAUCUCUUUUUCAAUAUAUAUUGCCCAUGUUUGCAGUGAUGAUGGCAGAAAAGUGUUGAAAUUUAUCGCAUUGCAAUCAAAUUCUGAAAAAAAAAGAUAAAAAAUGUGCAAAUCAAAAUUAAAAUUCAUUUGGAGAAGAAAGUCUUUCUAUCCGAUUUUUUUCUGACGUAAUAAAACUUUAGAACAAUUGUAUUAUAAUGUAGUGAUGUAAAGUGAAAGUAUAUAAUUUUGUGAUGCAGAUUAAUUAUAAUGGAGA